GUUGUUUGAGAAAUUAUGGACGUAAUGAUCUGGACGGAGGUGGGAUGAUCGUCGAGAAGGAGGUGUGGUUCUCGAAUAGGCGUGCCAAGUGGCGCCGGGAGGAGAAAUUACGGUCCCAGAAGCGUUUGAUCAAUCAAGUCGGAUCCAAUGGGUCCCAACCGGGAAUGGCCUCAACGAUAUGUUCACCAUCGGCAACGAAAAUCUACAACUCGGAGUAUGACAAUCCCUAUGCAGCUGCAGCCGCCGCAUCCCAACCUACGACGGAUUGUUACAGUUCAAUAUCCAAUUCAGUCGGGCUUAUGUCGGGGCAACCCCCACGUGACAAUUACCAAUAUCUUCUAUCCGAUUCAUUGCACUCCCUUAGCAUGCCUUAUUCAUUUCACCACCGUUUACCCUGUAGUUCUCCGUCCAGCGUUCAACCAAUGGAUCUCAAUACUCAUUCGGCCGCUUCGGCGGCUGCUGCAGCUGCUGCUGCUUCCGCGUACAGCCAAUCGAUAAGCAUGACAGACCUUUCACAAAUGACUCCGUCGAGUGCGGCGGCGGUGGCAGCAGCUGGUCUACCGCCGCCGCCGCGACAUCUUCCAAUAAUCACGAGUUCAAUUGCUUCCAAUCCGGGGUCGGGUAGCAAUGAGAUUGAAUCUUCUGGACCUGGAGGUGGUGGCGGGCAUUACAUUACACGGCUAGAAUAGUCACUAAGUCAGCCGCUGUCGUUGACUCAUCACCAUCAUCAUCAACAGCAGCAGCAGCCACCUCCUUCACAGUCCAACAUCCAGCAACCGCCCCCACAGGCGGAUCAUCAUUCCCUAGCGCCAAUAGAACUCACCAGUACCGCACAACAGCAGCAACAGCAGCAGCAGCAACAGCAGCAACAGCAGCAACAGCAGCAGCAGCAGCAACAGCAACAGCCGCCGAGUGACAUGGAAGGAUGAUGAGACUGAAGUUGAUCUUUUGAGAUUUGAGUACUAACGGCGAGCGGCUGACUUCGAAUAUUGAACAAAAUUCCCAAAAGCCCUCGACUGACGGUUGUUUCAUGAAAUGUGAUAUUGUAAUACGUUAAUUAGCACACAUUUUAAUCAAAAAAAAACAUGAUUACCCGGUAGCAGAUGUGUAGUUUUUUUCGGAUUGUAAAUCCGAGUAACAAUAUGUAGUAGCAUUCAAAAUGUAUGGUUUUUAUGCGCAAGUUAUAGCUAGACCCAGAGUUAGGAGGUUUUGAACAGGAAACACGAAUCUAGUUGUAGGAUUAUUUAUAGCAUGAUAGAAUAGAAUUGAGAUGAAAGGAAGUAUGCGAUUCUGAUACAGCUGCAUGCGCUGCCUAACAAGCAAAGAAAUGGAGAAACGACAAAACUAAUAAUCAAACCAUGUGUAUGUACUUAAGCAAAACAUGAACAAAAAAAAAUGAAAUCAGAGUUCAUUCUAUCAAGCAAAAUGUGUUGAAAAGUAAUGUGAACGAGAAAUCGAAUUUUGACAAAUAAAUAUUUGCCAACCGCGAAAGCGCGAGAAAAAUGUGAUUCAUUACC
Ochlerotatus camptorhynchus is the source of this 1517-nucleotide messenger RNA. Its product is annotated as paired box protein 6 homolog. The coding region runs from base 45 to 689 and encodes 214 amino acids. The transcript has 2 exons. Lineage: Eukaryota; Metazoa; Arthropoda; Insecta; Diptera; Culicidae. Gene Ontology annotation, molecular function: DNA binding. The record is from RefSeq and is a predicted model, not a curated record.